AUGCCAAAGCGAAAAGCUGCGUCGAAAUUGUCCAAGUUGGUGGAUGACGACUUGGACGAUGACUUGUUGAUGGACGUUGGUGCAGACCACACCCCCGACGAAGACCCAGAUACCGCCCCGCCGCCCGCGAAAAAGGUAAAGGGAAGACCAAGAAGCACUGCGCCCAAAAAUGCAAUGACACGUAUAACCACGUUGCCUAAUCCUGCUUCACCCAAAGCUCGAUCUACGGUUGUCGUGGGACCUAAAAAACGCGGUCCUGCGAAAGUUUCGGCUGCGAGAGGCCACGCAGUUGAACAAAUUGAGGAGGCACAGGAGCCCGCAGAUACAAGUUUGUCAAAAGAAGAUGAUGUACAAGAGGAGGAGCAUGAGCAUGCAGAUGUGGACCAAGAACCGGUCGUUGAAGAUGAACAUGAACAAGGAUCGAACGACGAGCUCGAUUCUCCCAAAACAACGACGCCCGGUAUUCGACAAAGUGGUAAUCAGGCAAAGACUAGGGCGAAGCAGCGAAAGGCGCCUGCGAAGCGAGUGACUCUAGAUGACGGCUUUCAGUAUACUCCUUUAGGGUCGCGUCAAACUAAACCCGCCAAAGCACCCCCGAAAGCGAAAGCUCCAAUGAGACCUGCAGCGCGAAGACAGAAACCGCCAAUUGAACCAGAGGUUGAGCCAGAGGUGGAAGAGGAAGAAGUAGAAGAUGAAUGGGAAGAAAGAGAAGAAGAACAAGAGAAGGUCGAAGAUGAGGAGGAGGAGGUAGAGAAAACCGUCUUACUUGAGAAAUAUGAUUCAACUGCACGCUCCGUAUCGCGCUCUCCUACCAAAAGCUUCUGGAGAAGCCACAUACAAUCCAAACCUCCACAGACAGCAAUCCAACAGCGCAAAGUUGGAAGCACAUCGGAUGGAGAAAAGGGCGAGAACGACGCAACGCUACGAAGAAAGCUUGGGGAUAUGACCAAAAAGUACGAAAACAUGGACAUGAAGUAUCGAAAUCUCCGAGAAGUCGGAAUUCUCGAAGCCAAUGCCAACGUGGAAAAGCUACGGAAACAAUGCGAAGCAAACACCGCAGCAUCCAACGAAUUAAUCGCCUCGUUAAAGAAGGAAUUGGCCAUGCAAACCUCUCUAGCCAAAGAAUCCCGCGCCCUUCAAAAGCAACUGCAGGAUCGGGAUGACGAGGUAGUGGAGCUGGGGACGAAGAUCAAGCAAAUGGGCACCAGCUUAACGAGCGCUCAGAAUGAAGUGAAGGCUCUUCGGAUGAAGCUGGCUGCUUCUCGAACUGCAGCGACCAAUGUGGAAUGUGUCAAUUCCCUGGGUGCUGGAAGUGCUACUAAAAACGGUGGCGGUGUCUUGCGAACUCUCAUGGUGGGAAGUGCUGAAGCGGCCCAGGCAGCGCAAAUAGCGCAGCUGAAGGAGGAUCUCUAUAGUGAUCUCACCGGCCUGAUUAUUCGUGAUGCAAAGAAGAGAGAGUCGGAUCACCUGUAUGACUGUAUACAGACGGGAAUCAAUGGAACAUUACACUUCAAACUCGCUGUUGCGCAUGACGUGGAGAACACGAGCUUUGAAGCUGCAGAAUUCCAUUAUUUCCCCCUUCUCGACCCAAACCGUGAUCGCGAUCUAGUCGAUAUUCUCCCCGAAUAUCUUUCUAUAGAUAUUACGUUCCCGCGACAGCAUGCGUCUGUGUUUUAUAGUCGUGUUGUGGAUACUCUGACGAAGAAGAUACGACGAGCGGAAGAUUGA
Paracoccidioides brasiliensis Pb18 is the source of this 1728-nucleotide messenger RNA. RefSeq lists its product as uncharacterized. The transcript is spliced from 2 exons. The coding region runs from base 1 to 1728 and encodes 575 amino acids. Gene Ontology annotation, cellular component: chromosome, centromeric core domain; monopolin complex; nucleolus. Gene Ontology annotation, molecular function: microtubule site clamp; protein binding. The record is from RefSeq and is a predicted model, not a curated record. Gene Ontology annotation, biological process: attachment of mitotic spindle microtubules to kinetochore; homologous chromosome segregation; meiotic sister chromatid segregation.